UACUAUUAUGUUUUAAAGCUUAAAGUUCGUUUAGAACUGCUUAUGUAGGAAGUACUUUUGCUAUUUAUUGUAACCGAAAAAGGAUAUAAAAAAACUUGGCGUGCGCUUAGGAAUUAAGCAUGUAUCCAUGUUAAUUAAAACUUGCCUUGCACAUGAUCUUUGAUCAGAGAAGAAAGAGGCAAGAAAAAAAAAAAAGCCCAAAAGUUUCCAUUAUGAAUGUCAAAAACUUUGAUUAUUGUUUGACUAGAGAAUAUCUUUAUGAAAGUCCAAGCACGAAAGAUGUUAUUAUGAGUCAAAAUUUGGCAUUCUUGCCCUUUUAAGGAUAAGGAGGCAAAAAAAAAAUGGAAGGUAGAUAUCAAACGGACUAAAAAAUUCAAAUUAAGAAAUAAAAUUAAUUACGUAACAUUGAUAAUUUUGGAUAACUUGGCCUAGCUAUGUGCAUGAUUUUGUGACAUUGGGUGGUACCUUAACCUUAUUACAAAAGCCUCCGAGGAAUCUUCUCUUCCUCACAAUCCCACCGAAUAUUUGUAUAACAAUCAUUAGUUUCUAACCUUUCCCCCUAAACUUUCUCUCAACCAGCCUAGUAAUGGCUACCACUCUCCCUGGUCCUCCUCUUCAUCCUUGACCCCCCAAACCACUUUUGUUACCAUUAAGGGCAGGAUGGCCUCUGCGAAAACUCGUGGCCUCCUGUCGCUCCUCCUCAUCCUCCCCCUCAUCACCCUCGCUACCGCCACCGCAGGUAUCCGCCUUGGCAUCAUUCUGAAACCCUCCCCGGAUGUUGCCAUCUUCCGAGAAGCCCCUGCUUUUCGAAAUGGGGAUGCCUGCCAGCCUGCAGAGAAAAUCCACAUUGCCAUGACACUGGACUCUAACUACCUAAGAGGCACCAUGGGCGCGGUGCUUUCGAUUUUGCAACAUUCAACGUGCCCCGAAUUCAUUGAGUUCCACUUUCUCUGGGCCAGAUUCGAGCCUGAGGUACUCUCCAACAUCAAAUCCGCCUUCCCAUACCUAAAGUUCAAUGUCUACCGCUUUGAUUCCAAUAGGGUUCGUGGAAAAAUAUCAAAGUCUAUACGCCAAGCCUUGGACCAACCCUUAAACUACGCACGCAUAUACCUAGCUGACAUAAUCCCAGUUGAUGUGAAAAGGGUUCUAUACCUAGACUCAGACCUUGUGGUUGUGGAUGAUGUAGCAAAGUUAUGGAAGGUUGACUUGCAAGGCAAGGUACUGGCUGCACCAGAAUAUUGUCACGCAAACUUUUCCAAAUAUUUCACAGAAUCGUUCUGGUCAGACCAAAUGUUUUCCAAGACAUUUGAAGGCAGAAAGCCUUGCUAUUUUAACACAGGGGUUAUGGUGGUGGAUGUGGAAAAAUGGAGACAAGGAGAGUACACAAAGCAAAUGGAGGAGUGGAUGGUAGUGCAAAAGCAAAAGAGGAUAUACCAUUUGGGGUCUUUGCCACCUUUUUUGCUGGUUUUGGCUGGGGAUAUUAGGGCAGUGGAUCAUAGGUGGAACCAACAUGGGCUUGGUGGGGACAAUCUUGAAGGCAAGUGUAGGAGUUUGCAUCCUGGGCCUAUAAGCCUGUUGCAUUGGAGUGGGAAAGGGAAGCCCUGGUUGAGGUUAGAUUCAAGAAAGCCCUGCACCGUUGAUCAUCUUUGGGCCCCAUAUGAUCUUUACCGUUCAUCAGCUCAUUACUUGGAAGAAUGAGAUGAAAGUGAAGAUAUAUGCAAUGAGUAAUGAGGUGGAGCUUUGGAUCAAUUUGGGGCAAUAUGGGGAU
Prunus persica (peach) is the source of this 1768-nucleotide messenger RNA. RefSeq names its product probable galacturonosyltransferase-like 4. Lineage: Eukaryota; Viridiplantae; Streptophyta; Magnoliopsida; Rosales; Rosaceae. The record is from RefSeq and is a predicted model, not a curated record. Bases 661 to 1698 code for a protein of 345 amino acids. The transcript has a single exon. Gene Ontology annotation, molecular function: glycosyltransferase activity. Gene Ontology annotation, cellular component: Golgi apparatus.